This is a messenger RNA of Nicrophorus vespilloides, 806 nucleotides long. RefSeq names its product RING-box protein 1A (gene Roc1a). The transcript is spliced from 5 exons. The record is from RefSeq and is a predicted model, not a curated record. Gene Ontology annotation, molecular function: ubiquitin protein ligase activity; zinc ion binding; cullin family protein binding. Gene Ontology annotation, cellular component: nucleus; cullin-RING ubiquitin ligase complex. The coding region runs from base 206 to 544 and encodes 112 amino acids. Gene Ontology annotation, biological process: protein ubiquitination; ubiquitin-dependent protein catabolic process. Lineage: Eukaryota; Metazoa; Arthropoda; Insecta; Coleoptera; Silphidae.
AAAAAAUGUAAUUCCAUUGUGAAUUUCAAUAGCAGUUGGUGAAACUGAUGAUAUCUGUCAAACCAGCUGAUGUCACUUGUGUUUUUUUUGUGUGCGGCAUAAAGGAAAAACAGUGUAUAUUCUUCAAAAUCAUCGUAUUAUAUAUACACUUUUAUUCCAAGGUUCAAACGUUUAUUUUUUGUUUCCAAUUAAUUAAUCCAUUGCUAUGGCAUCUGCGAUGGACGUGGAUGAGGAAGUAGUCGAGUUGCCUUCCAGCAGCUCCAAAGGCGAAAAAAAGAGAUUCGAAGUGAAGAAGUGGAAUGCUGUGGCUCUUUGGGCGUGGGACAUUGUGGUGGACAACUGUGCCAUCUGCCGGAACCAUAUCAUGGAUCUGUGCAUUGAGUGUCAGGCAAAUCAGGCAUCAGCAACUAGCGAAGAGUGCACAGUGGCUUGGGGUGUUUGCAAUCAUGCAUUCCAUUUCCAUUGCAUUUCAAGGUGGUUGAAGACCAGACAGGUUUGUCCACUAGACAACAGGGAAUGGGAAUUCCAAAAGUACGGGCAUUAAAUAACAACUACAUAUUUCACGCCUCUUUGCAAUUGGAUCAGGCUGGAAGAACGCCAAUCUCGUCAUCAUUAAUUUAAUGAUUUUUGUAAACAACAUUUAUUACCACUUUGUCUUUUCUCGUUUCAAAAUCGCUGUAGGAAGAAACCAAAAACAAUAUCAAUCAAAUAUUUAUUAUUGAAAUGCUAUUUUCUUUCUUAUAUAUUUUUCGACGUUCGGCUCAUGGUUUUCGUUUGUGUUGAAUAAAUGGACUGUAUAUUUCACA